CACCGCAGCCGGGCGGGUCCGAGGGCCCCGUUAGGUCGCCACCGCCUCGCCCUCCGGCCAGCCCGAGGGCUCCAGCGUCCCAAGGAGUCUGCAUGAGCCACGGACAGCCAUGCUCAGCUUUGUGGACCCCCGGAUUUGGUUGCUGCUCGCAGUGACUGUGUACCUAGCGACGUGUCAAGCGGUAAAUGAGGGCCCCCGAGGACGAAGGGGCCCAGUGGGAGGUAGAGGCCCCCGAGGAGAAAGGGGUCUCCCAGGACCACCAGGCCGAGAUGGUGAAGACGGACCUCAGGGUCCCCCCGGCCCUCCCGGCCCUCCGGGUCUUGGCGGGAACUUCGCUGCUCAGUAUGAUGGUUCCAAAGCAGCAGAUAUGGGCCCAGGACCAAUGGGUUUGAUGGGACCUCGAGGGCCCCCCGGUGCCAGCGGUGCUCCAGGUUCUCAAGGCUUCCAAGGACCACCUGGAGAGCCCGGAGAGCCCGGACAAAGUGGCCCUGCAGGUUCCCGUGGACCCACAGGACCCCCUGGAAAGUCUGGUGAAGAUGGUCAUCCUGGCAAACCUGGACGUUCCGGUGAGAGAGGCGUGGUUGGACCUCAGGGUGCCCGUGGCUUCCCCGGGACUCCAGGGCUCCCUGGGUUCAAGGGAAUUCGGGGACACAAUGGCUUAGAUGGACAGAAGGGCCAGCCCGGUACCCCAGGAGUGAAGGGUGAGCCCGGUGCACCUGGCGAGAAUGGAAGCCCUGGACAAUCGGGAGCCCGUGGCCUUCCGGGUGAGAGAGGACGCAUUGGAGGAGCUGGCCCAUCUGGUGCCCGUGGAAGCGAUGGCAGCGUUGGCCCCAUCGGACCUGCUGGCCCCCUGGGCUCAGCUGGCCCACCUGGAUUCCCUGGUGCCCCCGGCCCCAAGGGUGAACUUGGAGCUGUUGGGAAUAUCGGUCCGGCUGGCCCUGCUGGGCCUCGUGGGGAAAUUGGCCUUCCUGGAGUGACAGGCCCCGUUGGCCCUGUUGGCAACCCAGGUGCCAACGGCCUUGCUGGAGCGAAAGGUGCAGCUGGUCUCCCAGGUGUGGCCGGAGCCCCCGGCCUGCCUGGACCCCGAGGUAUCCCAGGACCCUCCGGCCCAGCCGGCUCUUCCGGCCCAAGAGGACUCGCUGGAGAGCCUGGUCCCGCCGGCUCUAAGGGAGAAUCUGGUGGCAAGGGAGAACCGGGAGCUGCUGGAGCACCAGGUCCCCCCGGCCCUCAUGGAGAGGAAGGAAAGAGAGGCCCCAAUGGAGAACCUGGUUCCACCGGUCCCACUGGCCCCGCAGGGCUUCGGGGUGUUCCUGGGUCCCGUGGUCUUCCUGGAGCUGAUGGCAGAGCUGGAGGCAUGGGUCCCGCCGGAAACCGAGGCUCCUCCGGACCAGCUGGUGCACGAGGCCCCUCCGGAGACACUGGCCGCCCUGGUGAACCCGGGCUCGUCGGUCCACGGGGUCUCCCUGGCUUCCCUGGAAAUGUGGGCCCUGCUGGCAAAGAAGGCCCUGUGGGUCUCCCUGGCAGCGAAGGCCGACCCGGCCCUACCGGCCCUGCUGGUGCUAGAGGCGAACCUGGUAACAUCGGAUUCCCCGGCCCCAAAGGACCCAGUGGGGAGCCUGGCAAAAGUGGUGAGAGAGGACAUGCUGGAUUGGCUGGACCCCGGGGUGCUCCCGGUCCCGACGGCAACAACGGUGCUCAGGGCCCUCCCGGCCUCACUGGUAACCAAGGUGGAAAAGGAGAACAAGGCCCAGCAGGCCCCCCAGGCUUCCAGGGUCUGCCCGGCCCCUCAGGACCAAGUGGAGAAGUUGGCAAACCAGGCGAAAGAGGUCUCCCCGGUGAAUUUGGUCUUCCCGGCCCCGCUGGCCCCAGAGGAGAACGAGGACCUCCCGGAGAGAGCGGCGCUGCUGGCCCCACUGGUCCCCUGGGGAACCGUGGUCCCUCUGGCCCUCCUGGCCCUGAUGGCAACAAGGGAGAACCUGGUGUCGCUGGUGCCCCUGGCAGUGCUGGCCCCUCUGGCUCCGGAGGAAUCCCUGGAGAACGAGGAGCAGCUGGUGUCCCUGGUGGCAAAGGAGACAAGGGAGAACCUGGCCUGCGUGGUGAAUUUGGAAACCCAGGUCGUGAUGGAGCACGGGGCGCUCCUGGUGCUGCGGGUGCCCCCGGGCCUUCUGGAGUCACUGGAGACAGGGGUGAAGCCGGAGCUGCUGGUCCCGCCGGUCCCGCUGGUCCUCGUGGAAGCCCCGGUGAACGUGGUGAAGUGGGCCCUGCCGGCCCCAACGGAUUUGCUGGUCCUCCUGGAGCCGCUGGCCAGGCUGGAGCAAAGGGCGAGAGGGGCACCAAAGGCCCCAAGGGGGAGAAUGGUCCCACAGGCCCCGUGGGCGCUGUUGGCUCUGCUGGCCCAGCUGGUCCCAAUGGUCUUCCCGGUCCCACUGGAGGACGUGGUGAUGGCGGUCCCCCGGGCAUGACGGGCUUCCCUGGCGCUGCUGGACGCACCGGCUCCGCCGGCCCCUCUGGGGUAUCACCGGCCCCUCCGGCCCCCCCCGGAGCCUCAGGCAAAGAAGGCCCUCGAGGACCCCGUGGUGACCAAGGACCAGUCGGGCGCACAGGAGAACAAGGUGCUGUCGGUCCCCCUGGCUUCCUCGGGGAGAAAGGCCCAUCUGGAGAGCCUGGAACUGCUGGUCCUCCCGGAACCCCAGGUCCUCAGGGUCUUCUGGGAUCUCCUGGUAUCCUUGGUCUGCCCGGUUCUCGAGGUGAACGUGGUCUCCCUGGUGUGUCUGGAGGUUUGGGUGAACCUGGUCCCCUCGGUCUCUCUGGCCCCUCUGGUGCCCGUGGUCCCCCCGGAAAUGUGGGUAAUCCUGGUGUGAAUGGAGCUCCUGGUGAAGCUGGUAGAGAUGGCAACCCCGGCAACGACGGUCCCCCUGGACGUGAUGGUCUCCCAGGACACAAGGGUGAACGUGGCUACCCUGGAAACCCUGGAUCCGUUGGCAAUGCUGGAGCUCCUGGUGCCCACGGCACAGUGGGUCCCGCUGGCAAGACUGGAAACCGUGGUGAACCUGGCCCCGUCGGUUCCGUUGGCUCACUCGGCCCCGCUGGUCCUCGAGGUCUUGCCGGCCCACAAGGACCCCGCGGUGAGAAAGGAGAAACUGGUGAGAAAGGACACAGAGGUAUGACUGGCUUCAAGGGACACAACGGACUGCAAGGUCUACCUGGUAUUGCUGGCCAGCACGGAGAACAAGGAGCAGCCGGCUCCACUGGCCCCACUGGUCCCAGGGGUCCUGCUGGUCCCUCUGGUCCUCCUGGCAAGGAUGGGCGCUCAGGACAGCCCGGUGCUAUCGGACCUGCUGGCGUCCGUGGUUCCCAGGGCAGCCAAGGCCCCGCUGGUCCUCCCGGCUCUCCCGGUCUGCCUGGACCCCCCGGCCCCAGCGGCGGCGGCUACGACUUCGGCUACGAAGGUGACUUCUACCGGGCUGACCAGCCACGCACCCCAGUCGCCCUGCGCCCCAAGGACUAUGAGGUGGACGCGACUCUGAAGAUCCUCAACAACCAGAUCGAGACCCUCCUCAUCCCCGAGGGCUCCCAGAAGAACCCUGCCCGUACUUGCCGCGACCUGAGACUCAGCCACCCCGAAUGGACCAGUGGUUUCUACUGGGUUGACCCCAACCAAGGUUGUACCAUGGACGCCAUCAAAGUCUACUGUGACUUCUCGACGGGCGAGACGUGCAUCCACGCCCAUCCCGAGAGCAUCCCGACCAAGAACUGGUACCUCAGCAAGAACCCCAAGGAGAAGAAGCACAUGUGGUUCGGGGAGACCCUCAAUGGUGGCACCCAGUUUGAGUACAAUGGUGAAGGAGUGACCUCCAAGGACAUGGCCACCCAGCUGGCCUUCAUGCGACUGCUGGCCAACCACGUCUCCCAGAAUCUCACCUAUCACUGCAAGAACAGCAUCGCCUACCUGGACGAGGAGACGGGCAGCCUGAAGCGGGCCGUGCUGCUCCAGGGCUCCAACGAUGUGGAGCUGCGAGCUGAGGGCAACAGUCGCUUCACCUUCACGGUGCUCGAGGACGGCUGCUCCAAAAAGACCAACUCCUGGGGGAAGACCAUCAUCGAAUACCGGACCAACAAGCCUUCCCGUCUGCCCAUCCUCGACAUCGCUCCCCUGGACAUCGGCGGGGCUGACCAGGAGUUUGGUUUGGACAUUGGCCCCGUCUGUUUCAAAUGAAUGAACUCACACUAAAUUAAACACCGAAAGGAAAGAAUUCGAAGUGCCACCCUCUCUCUGUGCCUGUUGUGUGUGGGUGUGUAUGUGUGCGUGUGUCUUUCUCUUCCUUUCCCCCCCAAGCCCCCCCGUCUCUCCCCGCUUGUCUACGUGUUUAUUCUCCGGGUGAAAGAGGAGGAGGAGGAGGAGGAGGAAGAGGAGGGUGAAUCGGAGCAUUGUGCAAUGCCGUUUCCUACAGCCCCUGUCUGUCCAUAGCCCCAGGAAGGUAUUUCACUACCCUAAUCCUCCUGCCCCAACAUCCCCUCUGCUGUGGGAAAUGUCAACCUUUGUAAAAAACCAGAAACAAAAUAAAAAAUAAAAACCGUGAAAGUCUGCA
Messenger RNA from Tachyglossus aculeatus (Australian echidna), 4589 nucleotides. It is a transcript of the gene COL1A2, whose product is annotated as collagen type I alpha 2 chain. Gene Ontology annotation, molecular function: extracellular matrix structural constituent. The record is from RefSeq and is a predicted model, not a curated record. The transcript is spliced from 53 exons. Gene Ontology annotation, cellular component: collagen type I trimer. Lineage: Eukaryota; Metazoa; Chordata; Mammalia; Monotremata; Tachyglossidae. Bases 110 to 4216 code for a protein of 1368 amino acids.